Messenger RNA from Laccaria bicolor S238N-H82, 2860 nucleotides. RefSeq names its product phosphatidylinositol phosphate kinase PIPK5. Gene Ontology annotation, molecular function: phosphatidylinositol kinase activity. NCBI's taxonomy places the organism in Eukaryota, Fungi, Basidiomycota, Agaricomycetes, Agaricales, Hydnangiaceae. Gene Ontology annotation, biological process: phosphatidylinositol metabolic process. The coding region runs from base 1 to 2571 and encodes 856 amino acids. The transcript has 4 exons. The record is from RefSeq and is a predicted model, not a curated record.
AUGGCUUCUUCAAUCACUGCCGUUUCGCCCACCCGUCGUUCGCCUUCGCCGAUCGUUGUGCCUGCUUACAGGCAGAGCCUCCUCUCAACCCACAGCAGCAUGCUGUCAUCGUCAGCUACAUCCUACAAGACCGCCCCCGUCUCUGCCGCUGCCUCGCGCCAGUCUCUUCCGCUGUCUACGACGUCCACUGCGUCGUCUCCUCACACCAUCACCAAUCGAGAUGGAGACGACAGCACCAACAAUGAGCAACCUCAGAUUAUCAUGGUCACCAGUGAGGUGGAGGUAGAAACCGGGCCUGCUGGCCAAGAUAGUUAUUUUACCAGAACGACGGUGACAAAGUCGGUGACGACGGAAACGGUGCAACCAAGCAGUGACGAAGUCCACUUUGGUCCGCCCCCGCCCUCUCCCCCCGCCAGCGUUGAAAGAGACGAACUGGAGCCGCCGCCUCCUCCCAGUCGACUACUACCCGCGUCGCAUUCAGAUUCCGUCAUUCGCGAGUCCUCCACUACUGCUCGAGAACGUCAAGCAUCAUCCACAUCUUCUCGAUUGACAGCCAGGUCAUCCACAUUCGACACUACCCUCCACAGGGCCUCAACCGACACCAAAGGCUCUCUUCCAACCCUCCGUUACGCCUCUCCCCCCACCGCCGCCGGCGAAUCAUCAUCAAAAUCAGCAGCAUACGAUCCAUACCUCCAGCCUCCGGUCGCCAUCAUACCCAUGCGUCCAACUCGUCGAAACACAACAGGUUCAAGCCCCAUCGCUGCCAGUUUCAAGCGCGGCCAUCAGACACAUACGAGGCAAUAUGGGAGCUCGUCGCAUUCACCUGAGGAUGCGUCGUAUAUCGGUGAAGCGGGGAUAGAGCUCGCGUCUGAUAUUGAGAUUGCUGCGGAGCAGAUUAGGAGGGAGAGGAUGGAGAAGAGGGCGAAGCAGCAGCUGCAACAAGAAGCGGAGGCGGCGCUUACGCGCGCUGAGGCGCGGCCCAAGUCUGAGCAGGAUAUGCCGCUUGUGGGGAAUCUUAUUGGGGAGGAUCAUGUGAAUUAUGUGUUGAUGUAUAAUAUGUUGACGGGUAUACGUAUCGGGGUUUCUCGAUGUCAAGCUAAAAUAAAACGACCACUGACGAUAGAAGACUUUACCGCGCGUCACAAGUUUUCAUUCGAUAUCGUCGGAAACGAGCUGACUCCGUCUGCAAAAUACGACUUCAAGUUCAAGGAUUACGCGCCUUGGGUAUUUCGCACACUUCGAGAAGACAUAUUCCAUCUAGACCCCGCAGACUACCUCCUCUCCCUCACCGCAAAAUACAUCCUUUCCGAACUCGGAUCCCCCGGCAAAUCAGGCUCCUUCUUUUAUUUCUCGCGAGACUAUCGGUUCAUAAUCAAAACCAUCCGACACUCUGAACAUAAAUUCCUCUUGUCCAUCCUCCCACAAUACUUUGACCACGUCAAAGAAAACCCACAUACGCUGCUUAGUCGGUUUUACGGGUUACACCGCGUCAAGCUCCCCCGAGGUCGGAAAAUCCAUUUCGUGAUCAUGAACAACCUCUUCCCACCACAUAAAGACAUCCACGAGACGUAUGAUCUAAAGGGGAGUACGGUUGGCCGUGAGUACCCCGAAGACAAAGCCGCGCGAAACCCACGGGCUGUGCUGAAAGAUUUGAAUUGGAUAAAGAGGGGGAAGGCGUUGGAUUUGGGACCGGAGAAGAGGGCGUUGUUGACGGAACAGCUUAGGAGGGACGCGGAGUUUUUGAGGGGGGUUAAUGUUAUGGAUUAUAGUCUUUUGGUGGGGAUACAUAAUAUGCAGAGGGGGAAUAGGGAUAAUGUUAGGAGGAAUACGUUGAAGGUGUUUUCGCCGGACCUACCCAACUCCCUAGGCCGCUCAAAAACAACUUCAGGAGGACACAAAUCCCCCGAAGCCAUCGCCAUGCGUCGGGCCAUGCGGUCCUCGGACCCAAAGCGGCUAGGCAAACAUACUAUCCGACUCCCCGAAGAAGAUAUCGGGGAUCGACUUCAGUUGAUCUUUUAUCAAGACGAGGCAGGGCUGAGGGCGACGGACGAAGGCAAUGAAGGGUUGGAUGUGAUUUAUUAUUUGGGCGUUAUUGAUAUUUUGACGCCUUAUUCACUUGUGAAGAGGGCUGAGCAUUUGUGGAAGGGGUUGAAGGCUGAUCGGACUUGUGUUGGGUUCACGUCUUGCGCCGCCGUUUUUCUCCCUCCUCCUCGAUCACCCGCCCGCCUCCCUAGGCCGUUCGUUCAUACGGCAAGCUCCCACCCAUCCGCUACCGCGGUCCCUCCCGUCCUUCUCCACUCCACCCAGCCAUCCCUUCAAACCAAACCAAAUUUAACGAACCAACCCCAUUGCUGGAAGUCAGAAGUCAGAAAAAGUCCCACCACAAGAAAAGAGACCCCUGCAAUCACAAAAAAACCAUUCAUCCAUCCAUAUACUGUAUCAACCACACACGCCUCCCACCCGGACCUCACUCACUCAAACUCAAAUCACGCUAGCAUAAGCAAUACCCGGGUUCAUAAUUUCAAUUCCUUAUCACUCAAUUUAACUAUCUCUCCACCCACGCUCAUUUGAUCGAUCUCUCACUCCUUAUACCUCCCCAUUUUCCUUUCCUUUCGAACGCGUAUCUUUUUUGUAUCUAUAUACGAUUUGUCUCUCUCUCUGACUCUCUGGACUUUCUCUCCCUCGAGCUAUUGGCGUUCUCGUCGCCCUCACUGUCCUUUUUCGAUAGCUUAUCUCUAUAGCGAACUAUGGUUUCUUUUGGGCAUGACCACCACACUCAUUCAUUCAUUCGUCUUCUACGAUACAACUGCUUCUUCCCCUUCCAAAAUUCGACAUUCAACAUGCCUCCUGCGUCAAGUUG